ACGCACAUACCCACAGCUCCUACCUGGUGGCACCAUGCAAUCCUUGUGGCUCUGUUGGGUACUGUGGGUGCUUCCCCUGGCUGGGUGUGGGGCAGCUGUGACUGAGGAGCAGGUCCUGACCAGACUACUGCAGCAGCUGCAGCUCAGCCAGGCUCCCGUCCUGGACAAGGCUGAUGUGGAGGGAAUGGCCAUCCCUGCCCAUGUGAAGGCCCAGUAUGUGUCCCUGAUGCAUCGAAGUCAUGUUGACCGCUCCCGAGGCAAAAGGUUCAGCCAGAACUUCAGAGAGGUGGCAGGCAGGUUCCUGCUGUCGGAGACCUCCAAGCACUUGCUAGUGUUCGGCAUGGAGCAGAGGCUGUUGCCUAAUUGCGAGCUGGUGCAGGCGGUGCUGCGGCUCUUCCAGGAGCCUGUCCCGAGAACUGUUCUCCGGAGGCACGAGAGGCUGUCUCCACACAGUGCCCGCGUUCGGGUCACCAUUGAGUGGCUGAGAGUUCGUGAGGAUGGCUCCAACCGCACCACCCUCAUCGACUCCAGGCUCGUGUCCAUCCACGAGAGCGGUUGGAAGGCCUUCGACGUGACCGAGGCCGUGAAUUUCUGGCAGCAGCUGAACCGGCCCAGGCAGCCACUGCUGCUGCAGGUGUCGGUGCAGAGGGAGCACCUGGGUCCGGGGACCUGGAGCGCACACAAGUUGGUUCGCUUUGCUGCUCAAGGGACUCGGGGCAGAGAGGGGCGGGGCGAGCCACAGCUGGAGCUGCACACGCUGGACCUCAAGGACUACGGAGCCCAAGGCAAUUGUAAGCCUGAGGCCCCAGUGACUGAAGGUACCAGAUGCUGCCGCCAAGAGAUGUACCUUGACCUGCAGGGGAUGAAGUGGGCUGAGAACUGGAUCCUUGAACCCCCGGGGUUCCUGACUUAUGAGUGUGUGGGCGGCUGCCUGCAGCCACCAGAGUCCCUGACCAUCAAGUGGCCAUUCCUGGGGCCACGGCAGUGUAUUGCCUCAGAGAUGACCUCCCUGCCUGUGAUUGUCAGCAUGAAGGUGGGAGGCAGGACCAAGCCCCAAGUGGUCAGCCUGCCCAACAUGAGGGUACAGACAUGUAGCUGUGCCUCUGAUGGGGCGCUCAUACCCAGGGGGAUAGAUCUGUAGUCCUCAUGUAGCCACACUUAGUAAGUUAACUUGU
Messenger RNA from Phodopus roborovskii (desert hamster), 1175 nucleotides. Its product is annotated as left-right determination factor 2. Gene Ontology annotation, biological process: BMP signaling pathway; SMAD protein signal transduction. Bases 35 to 1141 code for a protein of 368 amino acids. The record is from RefSeq and is a predicted model, not a curated record. Gene Ontology annotation, molecular function: transforming growth factor beta receptor binding; cytokine activity; growth factor activity. NCBI's taxonomy places the organism in Eukaryota, Metazoa, Chordata, Mammalia, Rodentia, Cricetidae. The transcript is spliced from 4 exons. Gene Ontology annotation, cellular component: extracellular region.